AUUGGUCGGAGUUAGAUGUUUGUAUUUUCCGUUUGUGUUCGGCGUGCUUUUUUCCAUUUCCCUUUCAAUAUUUAUACACUAGCGCGGCGCAUGUGAACAUCCGUUCCCUAGCCAACCCUCCCAUCCUAGUCGAGCGUAAACAAAAUUCACCCUAUGUGUUGCAUUUCCUCCCCAUGAAGACCAUAAGAAAACGGUGAUUCAUUUAUUUGAGGUUUACUCAAUCGGAUGGAUUUUGUGAGCUCUUUUCGUUUCUGCGUUUUAAGAUUGUGAUGCCAAUUGAAAUUCGACAAUGAAAAUAGUGUACAAAACCAAAGCAGAUAAUAGUUGAGUGGUUCAAAAAUACAUCUUAAAGCGACCUCAAGUGUAAAAUCAUUCUGAUGUGUGUUCUCUUGCAUGAUUUUUGGCAAUAAUUCUUAUCAACUGUGAUGGCUUUGGAUGCAACCUAUCCACUGUUGGUGUUGCUGAAAUUAAUAGUAUUGAUGAAUCUUCCGCAAGUUCUGCCCUGUCCGGGUAUUGCAACUAACGAAGUACAUAUUGAUUGUGAUGAAGAGAUGAAAAUGGUUAACAGUCGAAGUAAAAGCACAACACCGAUAGUUGAGUACUUCAAGGAGCAUGAAGUCAGUGAAAAAGAUUCCAAAAUGGCUCUCGAUGCUUUGGAUUUGGACCUAGUGUCCCAAGUGCCGGCAUGGUGUAACGAAUGCAGUUUGGAUAAAAUCCACUUCUGCCGUUCGGCAGCGUUCAUCAACGACCACUGCUGUUGCGAACAUCGUCACGCGAGGGAAAAACUCCCAUGGAUUCCUCAUACCUGCUAUCUGGGAAAAGAGCGAUGUCAACCUCAUACGAGUUCCUGCAGCAAAUAUCGGGAGAUACGACAGUGUUGCUGCGACCGCUUGCUUAUUGCCGACUAUAAAGCGAAAUUUUCUACGGGAUCACCCACCUGCAGCCGAUCGCAUAAGAUCAGCUGGAUCUUGUCCGUUUUAGUGACAUCGAUUUACACAAUCCGCUUAAGUUAGCUCGCUAGUCUCUCGGAGGACAAAAAUUAUUUCCCACCAAAGGCCGUACUAAUAAUAACUGGAUGCUUCACGAUGCUUCACGAUAUGAUAACCACCAGUGUUGGUUCAUCGAUUCCACCAGCAAAAAAGAGUGUCUAAGAUGUACUUAUUUUAUGUAAACAAGUUGAGAUAGGCUGUGUAAUUCUAGUUGCGUAUUGAGGAAAAGAAGUAGACGAUUUCGAUGGAUAUACGGUAUAUUUAUUUAUUUUAUUAAAAUGCUUCGAUUUGCGCUGUAAUGUGAAUGUUUUCGUUUAUGUUAUCCACGAUUUGAAUCAAAGCCAUAUAAAUUUAGUUUUAGUGUAAAUAAACAACAGAAUGCAGUCAAAAUGAAAAUCAUUAUUUCCAUAAAGUGAAAUAUUUCAUCAUGAAAUCUGUAGCAGUUAAAGAACGCCUAGCAUGUAUGCAAUGCAAUGUAAGUCACCGUACACUGCUGUCCAAAUGUUUCAUCCAAUAGCUUUAAGAACCAUUAUUUUGUUGUCCAACAAAAACAUAUUUUGAAUUGGUAUAAUAUUUUUUACUGUAGAGAAAUAUACAGUACUGAUAGUUUACUAAAAACUAUGGAAUUUUUACUUAAACUUAAACUUAACUUAAACAUUUUUUUUAUUGUUUUUAUUCUAGGGCAAACCGUCCUCGAGAUAUAAAAUAAUAUAAAACAAUAUAAUAUACAAUAAUGUUAGUGAAAUCUCUACAUGAUGUCGGAACCUUAGUCAUAAUGUCCAGCAGCAGUAUGCAUUUUCUAAUGUAUGACGAGCAUGGAAUUGGUUAAAUCUCGAGAACGGUUGGUCCUAGAAUAAAACGUUAUGUAUAGGUUUCCAUAUUGAAUCGUAUUUAGAUUCGUAUGUAUAUUCCAUUGUGUUUCUUCUGUUGAAUGGUAACGAUUUCACAAAGUAUUCAAAUUUCAUAAAUUUUCAAAACAUCAUA
Toxorhynchites rutilus septentrionalis is the source of this 1973-nucleotide messenger RNA. RefSeq lists its product as uncharacterized. The record is from RefSeq and is a predicted model, not a curated record. The transcript has 3 exons. The coding region runs from base 426 to 1013 and encodes 195 amino acids. NCBI's taxonomy places the organism in Eukaryota, Metazoa, Arthropoda, Insecta, Diptera, Culicidae.